AUGGCUGCACUCUUGUUGAGACAUGUUGGCUGUCAUUGUCUCUGUGCCCAUUUUAGUCCCAGGUUCUGUAUCAGAAAUGGAUCUCUUCCCAUGGCAAUAUCCAUUUGUCACUGUGGUACUGGUAUGGCCUUGAGUACAGGGGUCUCCCUUUCUGGCUUGUUGGCCCUCUUGGCUCUGGGGACCUUUCAAUCUCAUUUGGAACUUGUAAAGUUCCUGUGUCUGGGGAGAUCACUGAUCUACACAGCCAAAUCUGCACUUGUCUUCCCUCUCAUGUAUCACACCUGGAAUGGGAUCAAACACUUGGUGUGGGACCUAGGGAAAGGCCUGAAGAUUCCCCAGCUACACCAGUCUGGAGUGGUUGUCUCGGUUCUUACUGGAUUGUCCUUUUCAGGGCUGACAGCCACGUUAAGAGCUGAAGUUCCCAUCACUGGUCUUCCUAUAAAUGAUUCAUUGACCUCUCUUCCUAUGUUACUCCCUUCUCCAGCCAGGGCAAAGUUCUCCUGA
Leptonychotes weddellii (Weddell seal) is the source of this 504-nucleotide messenger RNA. NCBI's taxonomy places the organism in Eukaryota, Metazoa, Chordata, Mammalia, Carnivora, Phocidae. The record is from RefSeq and is a predicted model, not a curated record.